GUAUUAAAAAUCUUACGAGCCAACUUUCAUUAUUUCUUCUUUUUUUUUUUUUUUUUCUUCCUUUUAUCUUUUCAGAUAGCUAUGGUUGAACUGCAAAUAAAUGAGCCAACCGCGGUGCCCGAAUGGCUGUUUGUGAUGUUCGCUGUUUGCACAACCGUCCUAGUAUCAGUACACAUCUUUGCUUUAAUGAUAAGCACGUAUUUAUUGCCGAAUAUCGAGGCCGUCAGUAAACUUCACGUGUCUCGCCUCGUUUCGGAAUCACCUCAUGAAAGAAUGCGCGGCUUCAUCGAGCUGGCUUGGGCGUUUUCCACGGUAUUAGGAUUAUUUUUGUUCCUGGUGGAAGUAGCUAUACUGUGCUGGGUGAAAUUCUGGGAUUAUUCGUUUACCGCCGCCACUGCCAGUACUAUCAUAGUUAUUCCAGUCCUUAUAGUGUUCAUUGCGUUCGCCGUUCACUUCUAUCAUUCCUUAGUGGUAUAUAAAUGCGAAGCAUCGGUGACUGAUAUGAACGAGUUGGAAAAUAUCAAGAGAAAUUUAGAUAACGUAGCGAUGAGACAGAGCAGCGUAUGAUAAAAAUUCGAGAUCAAUUUGUUUGGCGUGUCCUUGCCUUCUAAAAUAUAGUCCCGGAGAGACUGCGUGUUUUAAGCUGAAAAUUAUUGUAAUCAUACUCAAUAACGUAUAUGCGCUAUUAUUAUACACGUUUAAUAAUGAUGAAAGAAGAACACAUGUAAGUUUAUUCAAUAACUUUACUUAUUCAAUACGAUCACGCGAAA
This is a messenger RNA of Apis florea (little honeybee), 770 nucleotides long. RefSeq names its product calcium release-activated calcium channel protein 1. Gene Ontology annotation, molecular function: store-operated calcium channel activity. The record is from RefSeq and is a predicted model, not a curated record. Lineage: Eukaryota; Metazoa; Arthropoda; Insecta; Hymenoptera; Apidae. Gene Ontology annotation, cellular component: membrane. Gene Ontology annotation, biological process: store-operated calcium entry.